GAAACGCUUGGAGCACAAAGGCAGAGCUGCGUAUCCGGUUUCCAGGCGUGGAAGGACGGCGAAGACAUGGCGGCUGACGAGUCCAUGUUCGUGAGGACGGUUCUGGCUGUUAAUAACGCGGAGGACUCGUGUUUAGCGUUACCGACUGAGGAGCGGUUGGCUCGCGCUGCUGCGGACGCGGAGAGUGACGGAGCGCAGCGGCGGAGUCGCGUGGAGCAGCAGGUGCAGCAGCUCAGCCUGUCCCGCAAAGCCAGGCGGCCCGCGGGGGGGAAAGGUAGUGCAUCUAGCGGCCAAUUUACAAGUACCACACCUUUCAGAAGUAGCGCUAUGAAGCUCCACACGCCUUUGAACCAUAACGAUGCUUCAGGACGAAGUAGAUCUUCGUUUAGGAUGAAUAAGUCUCAUUGGGCGAGUCUGCGGUUUCCUCGGGUUAAUGGCGGAGAGUAUGGGAUGUGUCGAUAUGGCUCAUCAGGAAUCAACUUCGCCUGGGGAUCUGCAGGUCUUACUCUCCCUGUGAUGCGAGCUGUGGGUUCAGUCGACCGUCUCCAUGGGACCUUCCCCUCGCAGAACACCGCCUGUUCCGAGAUGCUCCAAACCACUCGGCCGUUCGCUACACUUCAGCUUCCUAUCAGUCCUGCCUUUGACGACAGUCUUGAUGAUGUCUUCCUACCUGACAAUUCAAACGUCAUCUCAAGUGCACCGCAUCAGAAGGUCUUUUGUAAGAAACAGACUAUUCGCAGAGCAACUAGUCUGCAAGGAGAUGCAGUGUUUGCACCACCGAACAUGUCCCUUGUGGCUCAGGAGAACAGGCAGAGGCAGGAGACAGUGAGAAGACAACCUUCACUGGUCAGAGCACGCACAACGAAAAUGACAGUGGCCAAACAGCAAGAAGCAACAGCUGACACUCUAAAAAGCAGAAAGAAAGAUGCACCGAUGACGAUGAGGAUGGCUGUAAAUCUCCUGACUGAGAAGAACCAGGAAAUGCAGAUCUCUGCUGCAAAUUUCAUACAAAACCAGUGCUUCAACAGUGCAGAUGCUAAGAGAAGGCUGGCUAUGCUGCAUGGCAUCCCGAAGCUUUUAAAGCUCAUGGAGUCAGACAGCAGUGAGGUGCAGCAAGCUGCAGCUGCUGCCUUGAGAAAUGUCAUCUACGAAAACAACGAUAACAAGAUGGAGGUGAACAACCAUGAGGGUGUCGAUGUAAUUCUGCACCUGCUCAAGGAAAACCGCGACGUUGAAACCCGGCGACACCUCACGGGGUUGCUGUGGAACUUGUCCUCUCACGACAUGCUAAAGGAGCAGCUCGGCAGAGAAGCAGUAAAACCCAUCACUGACACCGUCCUCGUGCCCUGCUCGGGUAUUACUGAGGGCGAAGAUCCCAAACUGGACCUACUGGCAGAUCCUGAGGUCUUCCUUAAUGCUACAGGCUGCCUGAGAAACGUGAGCUCAGCUGGACCGAACGCACGCAAGUCCAUGAGAGAUUGUGAUGGCCUCAUUGACUGCCUUGUUUAUUACAUCCGUAGGACCAUCGCGGAUUAUAAACCUGACGAUCGGGCCUUAGAAAAUUGCGUGUGCAUCUUGCAUAACCUCACCUAUCAGUUUGAGUGCGAGGUGCCUGAAACGAUCCAGCCAGUGAUGCAGGUGUCCAGACAGAGUGCUGCCGCAGAGGCCUGGAGACCUGGCUGCUUGGUUAUGAGAAACGCCCAACCCUCUGAAGCAGAUGAUCACUCGGAAUCCAAUUGCCUUCUGCUGGAGGAGAAGUGUAACCCACACGGUGUGGAGUGGCUGUGGAGCAGCAUCACCAUCCGCAUGUACCUGUCACUUCUUGCCAUCAGCAAUCGCCAGCUCACACAGGAGGCGUCCAUCGGAGCCAUGCAGAACCUGACGGCAGGAAACGGAGGGGUGUCGCACGCCAUGGCCUACAGCAUCGGUCAGAAAGAAGGAGGCCUGCAGCAGGUGAAGAAGGUGCUGCAGGAGGGCGAGGAUGAGGUGAAGAGAGCCUCAGUGUGUCUGCUCAAAAACAUGUCACGCUACAAAGGGCUCCAUUCUGACAUCAGUAACCAGCUGUUGCCAGAGCUGGUUGCCAUGCUUCACACUUCAGACACAGCUAUGGCGCAGUCUGGUGACAUCACAUCCGUCUGUCAGAUUCUAAACAACCUGAGCCAGACGUCUGUACAGAAUGCCCGCACUGUUCUCAACAACGGGGUCCUUCCUAUAAUCAUCAAGAUCAGCAGCAAAGAGAGGCAUGGAUCCACACAGGCUGGCCGGGCUGCUAGUGUUCUGCUGCACACUCUGUGGAGAUACCCUGAGCUUCAUGGUAGCUACAAGAAGGCUGGUUAUAGGAAGACAGAUUUCAUCAACAACAGGACUGUGAAGGCAGUGAAUUCAACUUGUAACUGACCUCAAGUGGAAAACCGGAGAACUACUCUAAAGGAAACACUACACGAAUAAUAAGGACUGGUGAAGACUAAUUUCUUCCUAAAAUGCACUUUCAGUUUCCUCAGAAAUGUCGUUCUGGUGCUCUGCUCCUGUGUAGUGGCAUUUCUUACAGGGUGUUGGAACUGGAUUGGUCUUUUAUUUCCUACUGCUAAGAAAGACGCAUCAGUGCCGACAUCUCUGAUGGCUUCCGAGUGCUGCCAUGAGUCAAAUUUUGCUUUUGUGCCUCCACUGCUAACAGCAAAUGGGAUACAUGAAUGUCUUGUAGCACUUGAGUGGAUUUUGCAUGUCAUCAUGUUCCAAAAAACACAACACCUUAACGCGAGUCAGUCAUGAUGUUACAUGCAUCCUAAUCCAAAAAUAAAUCAAUGGAUAGUUAAAAUAAUCAGUUGAAAGCUUGUUUUAAGCAUGUACAUGAAUGUUUUAAUGGGAAUAAAUCCAUGGAGUUCAAACCGAAUUAAAUUUUAAUCCGAUGAAAAAAUAAAGAUGCUCCUGUUCAGAA
Molecule: messenger RNA, 2935 nt
Organism: Neoarius graeffei (lesser salmon catfish)
Lineage: Eukaryota; Metazoa; Chordata; Actinopteri; Siluriformes; Ariidae
Gene: pkp2
Product: plakophilin 2
Exons: 13
Coding region: 67-2397 (776 amino acids)
Biological process (GO): cell-cell adhesion; heart development; cell-cell junction assembly
Cellular component (GO): intercalated disc; nucleus; adherens junction
Molecular function (GO): cadherin binding; alpha-catenin binding; molecular adaptor activity
Source: RefSeq, a predicted model, not a curated record